Mucor mucedo is the source of this 1391-nucleotide messenger RNA. Its product is annotated as endopeptidase. The transcript has 3 exons. Bases 79 to 1293 code for a protein of 404 amino acids. Gene Ontology annotation, biological process: proteolysis. NCBI's taxonomy places the organism in Eukaryota, Fungi, Mucoromycota, Mucoromycetes, Mucorales, Mucoraceae. The record is from RefSeq and is a predicted model, not a curated record. Gene Ontology annotation, molecular function: aspartic-type endopeptidase activity.
AGAAGUUUAUUUUUAUUUUUAUUUUUCCUUUUCUCUUGUUAACUAUUCUUUUUAUUUUCCUUUUCAUAAAACUAAAAUAUGAAGAUCUUUGCUUUAUCGGCCAUUGUAGCCACUGUUUUCGCAACCAUUUCUGAAGCUGCAGUCUCCAGAAUUGCCAUCAAGAAGGCUAAUGAAGCACCUUCAGAGAAACUUAACCGUUAUGCUCAAACCGGUGAAUAUAUGGCACAAAAGUAUUUUGGCUCUUCUCGUCAACAAUCUGAAAAGGGCGUUUUACCAUUCCAUGUUAAACCUGAUGGCAGUGUCGAGCAUGGUGUCCCCAUUUCAAAUUAUAUGAAUGCUCAGUAUUAUGGUGAUAUUGAAAUCGGUACUCCUCCUCAAACUUUCUCCGUUGUGUUUGAUACUGGUUCUUCCAACCUUUGGGUUCCUUCUACUCACUGUAACUCUAUUGCUUGUUUCAUGCAUCGUCGUUAUGAUUCUGCUCAAUCAGAGACCUUUAAAGAAAACGGAACCGAAUUCGCCAUCCAAUAUGGUACUGGUUCUUUGGAAGGAUUCAUUAGCCAAGAUACACUCCGUGUGGGCGGCAUCAAAAUCGAGGAUCAAGGUUUUGCUGAAUCUGUAAAGGAACCCGGAUUCACCUUUGCAUUAGCUCGUUUUGAUGGUAUCUUUGGCCUUGGUUAUGAUACCAUUUCCGUAAAGCACACUGUACCCCCUUUCUACCAUAUGGUAAACAAUGACUUGGUUGAUGAACAAUUAUUCUCAUUCUGGUUGAAUGAUGUCAACAAGGGUGGCGAAGAAGAAGGUGGUGAGCUUGUAUUUGGUGGUGUUGAUGAAGAUCAUUUCAAGGGAAACCUUACUUGGGCUCCUAUCAGAAGAAAGGGUUAUUGGGAAAUUGAUCUUGAGAACAUUAAGUUUGGUGGUGAAUAUAUCGAUUUAGAUCCCGUCGGUGCUGCUAUCGAUACUGGAUCUUCUCUUAUUGUCGCUCCUAGCACAGUUGCUGAUUUAAUCAAUCAUGAAAUCGGUGCUGUCAAGAACUGGGCUGGUCAAUGGACCCUCGAUUGUUCUCUUGUACCUAACCUUCCUGAAUUCUGUUUCGUAUUUGCUGGUAAGGAUUUCUGUUUAGCUGGUGAGGACUAUGUGCUCAAGGUCCAAGACCAAUGUAUCUCUGGAUUUAUGGGUAUGGAUAUCCCCGAACCUGCUGGUCCUCUUUGGAUUGUUGGUGAUGUAUUCCUUCGUAAAUUCUAUAGUGUAUAUGAUCUCGGAAAUAACAGAGUCGGUCUUGCUGAAUCUAAGUAAAAAUUUAAUAUAUAUAAAAACAAACCCACCCCAAAAAAAACCCCCCCUCUGCCAAUUAAAUAAUAAAUAAUUAUAUGUAUCUUGCUUUAUUAUACUAC